Molecule: messenger RNA, 1914 nt
Organism: Triplophysa rosa
Lineage: Eukaryota; Metazoa; Chordata; Actinopteri; Cypriniformes; Nemacheilidae
Gene: calub
Product: calumenin b
Exons: 7
Coding region: 105-1052 (315 amino acids)
Cellular component (GO): endoplasmic reticulum
Molecular function (GO): calcium ion binding
Source: RefSeq, a predicted model, not a curated record
GCCGGAGAAACAGCCUCUAACUCCAGUUUAGCAUCCGGAGUUUCCGAGACCAACCGGGCGGCGUGAAAAGUAGAAAAGUCGUGAAUAUAAUUCUGUGCAAGAAGAUGGAUCUGUGGCCGAUAUUGUUGUUUGUCGCUCUCUGCGUUCUCCAGUCGUCCUGCAAACCCAUGGAGAAGAAGGACCGUGUUCAUCAGGACGCCCCGCUAAGCAACAAGGAGCAUGAUGAUGAAGAGAACUUUGAUUACGACCAUGAGGCUUUUCUUGGUCAAGAAGAGUCCAAGACGUUUGACCAGCUCACUCCGGAAGAGAGCAAAGAGAGACUGGGUAUGAUCGUAGAAAAGAUCGAUGCUGAUCAUGACGGGUUUGUUACCAUGGAUGAGAUGAAACGGUGGAUUAAACAUGCUCAAAAGCGUUGGAUUUAUGAAGAUGUGGACCGGCAGUGGCAGGCUCACGAUCUUAACUCAGACUCUUUCGUUUCCUGGGAGGAAUACAAGAAUGCCACUUACGGCUACAUCCUCGAUGAGGCUGACCCUGAGGAUGGUUUCAACUACAGGCAGAUGAUGAAUAGAGACGAGCGCCGUUUUAAAUUGGCCGACCAUGACGGCGACUUGAGAGCCAAUAAGGAAGAGUUAACAGCGUUUCUACACCCAGAGGAGUUUGACUACAUGAAGGACAUUGUAGUGCUGGAGACGAUGGAAGACAUUGAUAAAAACGGAGAUGGUUUCAUCGACUUGAAUGAAUAUAUUGGGGAUAUGUACAGUCUGGAUGGAGACUCACUGGAGCCAGAGUGGGUGAAAACCGAAAGAGAACAGUUCACAGACUUCAGGGACAAAAACAAAGAUGGCCGCAUGGAUAAGGAGGAGACCCGUGACUGGAUCCUUCCCUCCGACUACGACCACGCGGAGGCAGAAGCCAAACACCUGCUGUAUGAGUCUGAUGCCGACAAGGACGGACGUCUCACAAAGCAAGAAAUUGUGGACAAAUAUGACUUAUUUGUUGGGAGCCAGGCAACAGAUUUUGGUGAGGCUCUAGUCCGGCACGAUGAGUUUUAAUUUCAGAAGCUUCACACUUGAAGAAUGCAAAACGGACGAUAAUUUAUUUUAUGAUUUCAAGUAUCCUACACCUGUUGUGAAACAAGUUAUUGCUGUGUUUAUGAACAUUUCUGUUUUUAUACUGCGAAUCGAUCAAAUCCAGUUUUCUUGCCUCUUCGUGACGUCUUUCGCUCAUAGCCGAUGGAUUACGAUGCGUUUUCAAAUGCACUGAUAUGACAUGGUGUUCCGGUCGCAUUGUGAACUGCCAUGUAGAACUUUGUCAAAUAGCAUCAUCGAGCAGUUAUACAGCGACUCUAUGGGUGGAUUUUACACUGCAGUUACCACUUUGCACAUUAAAAGAAUUCUAAAUAGUUUCUGCAACCACUAUAUGUCGAUUUUUGUAUAUUCACACUAAGCGUUAUGUUGAGAAUGACUUUUUUAUUCUGCAUCCAGUUGACUUUAAAUGCAAAGACAGAUAAAAGCUGAUCCAGGAUCAGCAUACCGUUCUGCUCAGCCGUCCUGAUCUGUGCGCGUCAACACAGCAACUGCAUGUCAAGCAAUUAAGCAUCAUAGUAGAAACUGUUCGACUACUUAAUAGGUGAAACUUUUAUUACGUUUUUGUAAGACUGAAUUAAUAAACCUUCUUUCCUCAAGUGCCUUGCCCUUAACACAAAACUGCUUUAACAAAUGUAUUUAUGUUUCUUCGCUGUAGUUUGUACAUGACUGAACACAAACACCUCUCUUAACUUUACUUUAUAGCCUGUGUUUAUCCGUGUCUAUAAAAUAAAUGAAUGUGAACUGUAUUCACUGUGCUCUGGUCAGGCAUUCUAAAUAACUGCCUUAUAGCUGAGAAUUUGUUUUCUCAAUAAAAUUGAAUAAAACC